CAUUUUUUUUUCACUGAAACCGGAAGUGAGUGAUUUCGGCGUUAGAAAGCGUUUAGCUGCGAAAAGUUUUUCACUUUUGAGGAAUUUAGUGAUCGGGAAGUGAGUUCGAGUUCAGGAGAGACAAUAACUCCGUCGGAGAGACUUCAGGUGCUGACAGAAGGAUCCGGAGUCAGUGCUUAAAGAUUUAAUUCGUGUAAAGUUUGUUUCUGUGUGUGAGUGAGUGUGUGUGUGAGUGUGUGUGUGUGUGUGAGUGAGAGUGUGUGUGUGAGUGUGUGUGUGUGUGAGUGAGAGUGUGUGUGAGUGAGUGUGUGUGUGUGUGUGUGAGUGAGUGUGUGUGAGUGAGUGAGUGUGUGUGUGUGAGUGUGUGUGUGUGUGUGUGAGUGUGUGUGUGUGUGUGAGUGAAGAUGCCGCUCGCGCAGUUCGCGGAUCCGUGGCAGAAACCGCAGCUGGGUCCUUUGGAGAAUGAAGUGAUUGACGACACAAUGGGGGAGGAGGAGGCUCCGUUUACUGAUGAAUGUCCAGAGAAGGAGAUCACAAUCACACACCUGGUGAAGGAAGGGUCAGAGAAAGCAGAACCCAUACACUUCGAACUCUGCAAAGUCCUGGGGCAGGGAUCAUUUGGCAAGGUUUUCCUUGUGAGAAAGAACAGAGGGCCAGAUGUAGGACAGCUCUAUGCCAUGAAGGUCCUCAAAAAGGCAACACUGAAAGUGAGAGACCGUGUUAGGACAAAGAUGGAGCGAGACAUCCUGGUGGAGGUGAAUCACCCGUUUAUCGUCAAAUUACAUUACGCAUUUCAGACGGAAGGAAAACUUUAUUUAAUCCUGGACUUCCUGAGAGGAGGAGAUUUAUUCACACGCCUCUCUAAAGAGGUCAUGUUCACUGAGGAGGAUGUGAAGUUCUAUCUGGCUGAAUUAGCUCUGGCUCUGGAUCAUUUACACGGCCUGGGGAUCAUCUACAGAGACCUCAAACCUGAGAAUAUCCUUCUGGAUGAUGAAGGUCAUAUUAAACUCACUGAUUUUGGCCUCAGUAAGGAGUCUGUAGAUCAUGAAAAUAAGGCAUAUUCAUUUUGCGGAACUGUGGAGUACAUGGCGCCCGAGGUGGUGAACCGCAGAGGCCACUCCCACAGCGCUGACUGGUGGUCAUACGGCGUUUUAAUGUUCGAGAUGCUGACCGGAAUGCUGCCGUUUCAGGGAAAAGAUCGUAAAGACACAAUGACCAUGAUAUUAAAGGCAAAGUUAGGGAUGCCAUCAUAUCUGAGUUCUGAAGCUCAGUCUCUCCUGCGUAACCUGUUUAAACGAAACCCUGGAAAUCGACUUGGGGCUGGGCCUGAUGGAGUUGAGGAGAUCAAAAGACAUCAGUUCUUUGCCACCAUUGACUGGAAUAAACUUUUCCGCAGAGAGGUGAAGCCUCCGUUUAAACCAGCGAUUGGUCGACCCGAUGAUACCGUUUACUUUGACUCUGAGUUCACUGCCAAAACUCCCCGAGACUCCCCUGGUGUGCCACCCAGUGCGAAUGCUCAUCAGCUCUUCAGAGGGUUCAGUUUUGUUGCAAUGGGAGCUGAAGAGCUGAGUGAACCUCCAAUACAGACCAAUACCAGCAUUAGCACAGUGCUGGAGCAUCGUGGCACACUAGUGUUCAGUGAUGUGUAUGAUGUGAAGGAGGACAUCGGCGUCGGCUCGUACUCCAUCUGCAAACGCUGUGUACACAAGACCACGGGCAGUGAGCACGCUGUCAAGAUCAUCAAUAAAGAGAAGAGAGACCCUGCAGAAGAGGUGGAGAUUCUACUGAGAUACGGGCAACACCCCAACAUCAUCACACUCAAAGAUGUGUAUGAUGAUGGACACUCAGUGUUUUUGGUCACGGAGCUGAUGAAAGGUGGUGAACUGCUCGAUAAAAUCCUGCGUCAGAAGUUCUUCUCAGAACGUGAGGCCAGUGCUGUCUUACACACCAUCACCAAGACGGUGGACUAUCUGCAUACACAGGGGGUGGUCCACAGAGAUCUAAAGCCCAGUAACAUCCUUUAUGUGGAUGAGUCCGGAAAUCCUGAGUCCAUCCGGAUCUGUGACUUUGGGUUUGCGAAGCAGCUGAGAGCUGAGAACGGCCUGCUGAUGACUCCAUGCUACACCGCUAACUUUGUCGCUCCUGAGGUGCUGAAGAAACAGGGUUAUGACGAGGCAUGUGAUAUUUGGAGUCUGGGUGUGCUGCUCUACACCAUGCUCACAGGGUUCACUCCAUUUGCUAACGGUCCUGAUGACACGCCCGAAGAAAUCCUGUCUCGCAUCGGCAGCGGGAAGUUCUCUCUCACAGGAGGCUACUGGAACUCUGUAUCCAACGAGGCCAAGGACCUGGUGUCUAAGAUGCUGCAUGUUGAUCCUCAUCAGAGACUGACCGCGUCUCAGGUGCUGCGUCACCCCUGGAUCAUCCACAAAGACCGGCUUCCUAAAUUCCAACUCAACCGCCAUGAAUCACCACAACUCGUUAAAGAAGCAAUGGCUGCCACGUACUCGGCUCUGAACAGAAACGUGACUCCGAUGCUGGAACCUGUUGGUUGCUCCACAUUGGCACAACGUCGUGGCCUCAAAAAGCUGACCUCAACUGCCCUCUAACCUCUGACCUUUUGACCCCUCAGCCUAGCAGAAGCAGCGGACCAAAUCCUUACAUCACAGAGGAGUGAUUUUGCUCGCACAAUCGUCGUGAUCAGGAAAUGUGUGUGUGUGUGUGUGUUAUUACAGAUCAGCGCUUUAUUCCGUCUCUGUGGCGGUGAUUUUACUGGGAGCGAAAUUACAAUAUUCUGAGAUUCUGAUUAGUUUCUACUUUUACACUGAUUUUUUGUUUGUUGUAUUAUCAGGAUAAAAUACAUGGUGUGUGUGUGUUUGUGGAAUCUCAGUUUCACGUUAAAUAUCAUGUUAAUGUGUCUGUUCCGUCGUCGUGACAUCCGGCUUUAAUCAGAGGAUUAAUUCAGGGCUUUUAUAUUAAAAUAAAGCUUUAGUGAGGACUGUGCUUAGUGCUUGUUGUCAUGGUUACAGUGAGUGACCAGUGAUUGGUGUUAGAGACACUAAAGCACAUGACCAUGGUUUAAUAAAGUGGAUCUGAUUUUCAACACACACACACACACACUCACCUCAGUAUGUUGUAUAUGACACAGUGAUGGGAGUGUGUGUGUGUGUGUGGGGGGGGGGGGGGGUAAAUUUGAUCAUUCAGUUUCCAGUAAACAAAAUUUUUUUUACAGUGUAUUAUAUCUGUACUUGUGUGCACUUUUCUGUGUGUGUGUGUGUGUGUUCUCUGUUCUGUGGGGUUUUAAUAAUUUUUCUGACCACUCCAGUGGACAAUCAGCUGUUAUUAAGAAUAUCUUUAAUAGUAAUAAUAAACUCAUUUCUGUCUCUUUCCUCAUAAUAAAAGCAGUCACGUGACACUGAGAAGUUAAAA
Hemibagrus wyckioides is the source of this 3426-nucleotide messenger RNA. RefSeq names its product ribosomal protein S6 kinase a, polypeptide 3a (gene rps6ka3a). NCBI's taxonomy places the organism in Eukaryota, Metazoa, Chordata, Actinopteri, Siluriformes, Bagridae. Gene Ontology annotation, biological process: protein phosphorylation; intracellular signal transduction. Gene Ontology annotation, molecular function: ribosomal protein S6 kinase activity; magnesium ion binding; ATP binding. Bases 405 to 2606 code for a protein of 733 amino acids. The transcript has 22 exons. The record is from RefSeq and is a predicted model, not a curated record.